Toxorhynchites rutilus septentrionalis is the source of this 10318-nucleotide messenger RNA. RefSeq lists its product as uncharacterized. Gene Ontology annotation, molecular function: ABC-type protein transporter activity; ATP binding; protein binding. Lineage: Eukaryota; Metazoa; Arthropoda; Insecta; Diptera; Culicidae. The transcript has 2 exons. Gene Ontology annotation, biological process: protein targeting; protein import. Gene Ontology annotation, cellular component: membrane. The coding region runs from base 215 to 8248 and encodes 2677 amino acids. The record is from RefSeq and is a predicted model, not a curated record.
CAAACAAAUCAUUCGUUUGACAUUUGACGUGACGGUGCUGCUGCAAGCAUAGACUGCAUGUGUGAAUUGGUAGAGACGGCGACGGAACGUGGACGUUCUUUUCCGUAACGUUCUCUGUGAAUCGCACAAUAAUCGGAAACCGCCUUCAAACGAGAAGGCAGAACUAUCCUACCGUGGGAGGCAUGAAGAUCUUCAAUAAACAAAUGCUGAUAACAUGUCAAAGGGUUCGGUUAUUUCACUGUCCACAAAGGAGGGAUACCGUGCUAUCAUCAAAUGUCUGGACGAUGGAUAUGAGGCUAUAAUCAUUGACGAAACCAUACCUCGAUGUAGACAUACAUUCAAGGUACCUGUGCUACUGGAAUCAUCUUUUAUUGGUGGAAGUAAUCUGACAAAGGAAACUGAUUGGCAAGGAAGAAGAGUGCAAUUAAUUAAAUUAGAAGGUCGAAGCAUCUUGUAUGUCGGCGCCUCAGGUCUCCGAGGAGGUGGAGCAUCCCAUAGCUGCUCCUCCUGCCCGACGUAUUACUGUAGCGCAUGUAACUAUUCCUGUCCAAAUGGGAAAUGUUAUGACUACUGCACGCAUCGGUCUAGCCACAAUUGUGCGGCACGGCAAGCGGUCCAGCGAAGGGAGAGGGAAGAACGUGAACAGCGUCAUCGGAGAGAACAAGAGGAGCGCGAGAGACAGGAGCGAAUUCGUCGAGAAAGGGAGGAACGUGAGGAACGAGAGCGCCUGCAGCGUGAGCAAGCGGAACAGGAAAGGAGAAGACAGGAGCGGUUGAGGUUACAGAGGGAACAGGAGGAGCGAGAAAGGUGUGAACGGGAACGUCUGGAGCGUUUAAGAGUGCAACGAGAGCGCGAAGAACGUGAAGGACAGGAGCGAAUCAGGAGGGAAAACGAAGAGCGUGAACGUCGUGAGCAUGAAGAACGAGAAAGACGCGAGCGUAUUUGGAGGGAGCAAGAGGAGCAACAGCAUCAGGAACAGUUGAUGAUUGAGCGGGAAAGACUGGAGCGAAUCAGGAGGGAAGAAGAAGAGUAUGAACGUGAAGAACGAGAGACACUCUGGCGUAUUCGCAAGGAGAAAGAUGAGCAAGAGCGUCAGGAACAGUUGAGGAUUGAACGGGGAAGACGGGAGCAAAUCAGAAGGGAAAACGAAGAGCGCGAGAGGCGUGAACGUGAAGAACGGGAGAUAUGCGAGCGUAUUAGGAAGGAAGAAGAGGAAAUAGAGCGUCAGAAUCAGUUGAGAAUUGAGCGGAGGGAAAACGCAGAACGAAAAAGGCGUGAACGUAAAGAACGGAAUAGGAUCAAACGGGAACCCGAAGCGCACCGAAGGGAAAAGGAGAAGAAAGCUGUGAAAACUAAGCUCCAUGACGCAAUAGAAACGAUCAGUGCUAGACAAGAUAAUGAAUUGGAGUACAUAAGCGACGAUGAAGUAAUGGAUGAAGCUCACAUUCUUGAGUAUGCUCAGACAAUCGAGCAAGAAGGCCCUCCCAAUGAGGUUCGGUUAGAAUGCAGCUUGAAAUCAGCUAGUCAAAAGUCGGAAAUUGAUCUAAAAGGUGAAGAGCUAUUCGCGACCCAAGCCUUCCGUAGAAAAUUUUCAACUGCUAGACAUAUAGACGAUAUUCCGGACGAUUUGUGUAGCCCAGAUUUUUCAUGCAAACAAAUUACAAUUGCCGAAAGCAAUUCCGGAAAAUUAAUCGCAACUGUGCUUAAAUAUUUGAGGAAAAAUUUCACUGAAGACCUGGUGGGGGUAAAGUCAGAGACUAAACUCGCGAAAGCUAUAAAAAGAAACAUGUCAAAGGUUCCUAUUGCCUUGCAGCAAUCAAUUCUUGAGUACGUCUUCUACGGGGGAAGGCUUCACCUUCGAAUCGUGAGAAGGUAUCCAGUUUUCAGAUGGAUCGAACAGAGUCUAAUAACAGAGAUCGUAUCUUAUCCCGAUGAUACUGUGGAUCCGUUACUUCUAGAUGUUUUCCGGAAUCACUGGUUGAGGGUCAAAGACGUAUUUUACUGGGAACGACGUAGAGAACUGUUGUAUUCGGUGAAAAUUAAACAGCUUGCCCAUAAAUUGACACUUGCAGAUGUUAAUGACAUCCUAGAUCUGGUGUUGAGAAUAGGUGACGAUGGGCUUGCUAUACUCAGACGCAAGAAUCUCUGGUAUCGGAAGCUCAAACGUCGCUGGUUUCAUACUAAAGUUCGGGCGGUGGAUUUUGAUGAAGAAGGCAAAGCAUUAUUGAUUGAUACGAUCGUGAAUAUUCCUUGGAAUGCCGCAAUAACGGAGCGAAUCUUCACCUUGAUAACUAGAGCGAAUAACCCUGCUGGAGCUUUGAAAAUUAUUACAACCAUCAAAGACAAUCAUGUCCCCUCAUCGAUCGUGUUGGAUAUCUUAACCGGGAUCGUCCAAGCUUCUGAAGAUCGGAUCGAGGUGUGGUCUGGAGAGAUCGAUCACUUUACUUUGAUGCGCCAUUUGUAUGAAUUGUCCCCUUCGAUCGCUUCCGUCGUCGAUGCAAAACUUCAAGGUUGCUUACGAAAAACGCAACUGCUUGGUAAACUGCUGAAGAAUUUCGUCAGUAAAUACAAAGAUCGGGUCGAAUUGAACUUGGCCACAUUUAUUAUGGUACUCGAACACACCUAUACUUAUCAAGUAUCGAUCGAUAUCUGGAAUGAAGUAUUUUGUAUAUUGCGAGGAGAAAAGAAUCCGAAUAAAUGGAUAGCAAAGGUGGAUCAACUCAUCAUCAGCAGAAUUUUCGCCGGAAGCCAUGAGUUGUGUGCGGAAGAACUGAUCGAAAAAAUCAUUGCGGAUGCUAAAGAUUUGGAUUAUAUAAAAAACACUAACCUUAACAAAGUUUUAAGUGCGGUUGAUGCGGCUUACAAUGCUCCUGCCCAGUUUUUGAGUAACAAUGAGUUUAGCGAAUACAGAGCUAAGUCCAUACGUAAAUAUGGAUAUCAUGAGAUCCGUUUAUGGGCGUGUAUGGCCAUGUCUGCCGCUCCAGAUACCGUAUCCGAAUCAGAAAUGGUAGCAGUGAUUAAACGUGCCGUUGAAUAUUGCCACAAGUACUCCCCGAGAGAAACGCAGCUGUUGUCACUAUUGAUUCUAAUGAAUCCGACAGAAAACAAGGGUCGCCUUUCUCAAAUUAACACCGGUGAAGGAAAAUCUAUCAUUGUCGCCAUGUUGGCUGUGGUACUGGCACUGAGAGGAAACCAGGUGGAUGUGGUUACCACCUCUACUGAACUAUCCAUUCCGGAAGUCGAGAAGCAGCGAGCGUUUUUCGAGUUAUUCCAUCUUACUGUUGCGGAAAAUAGUCCCGAUCGAGAGAAAACAUUAGUGUAUGGAUGUAACGUCGUUUAUGGGACGACAAACGAUUUCUGCGGUGAUAUACUGCGGUCAGAAUUCCUUGGGAACGAUGGCCGAGGUACCCGCAAACAUCAAGCCGUGAUCGUGGACGAGGUGGACAGCAUGUUGUAUGAUAGCAGGACGCAUAGUGUACGGCUCGCAGACGAAUGCCCUGGAAUGAAUCAUCUGGAGGUCCCACUGGCUGUGAUCUGGGAAUUCAUCCAUAAUAUCAGAAAGCAUAUGAUAUCGCGCAGCGGGAAGGUGUACUUCAUUGCUGAAGAUUUUGAGGUUCAGGGUCAGGAAAUAAAGCUUUAUUCUGAUGGUGAUUGGGAAACCGUUGCAACGGAAGUCGAGGAUACGAAGAAUUUCAUCAGUACACAUUGUGAAAAACACUUGCAAAAGUUGCUCCGUCAAUUGACAGCGAGCGAGAAGGCUGAACUUGAAAUGUAUCAUGACACGAGUCUUCAGAUAAUGGCAAAGGAAGUUGAAAUGUCGCAGAAGCAGAAGGAGCAAAACGAACUGAAGGCUGAAUGCGAAGAGCUGCGGAAAAGGCUACAUGGUCUUCCUUGGAAUAAACGUGAUCCUAUAAUUGAAAUCCCGGAGCAUUUACGUGCGUAUGCACUUUCUCAAAUUCCGAAUUGGACUAAGAAUGCAAUACUGGCUGCGUGGGGUUAUACGAAGGAUGCUCAUUAUACCGUCGUGAACGGUAGAAUUGUUCCCAUCAACUUCAACGAAACAGGCGUUCUGCAAAGUAACAUGAUUUGGAGCGAUGGGCUGACGCAAUUUCUUCAGUUGAAGGAAGGACUCCGCAUGGAUCCGGAGGGAAUCUCCACCAAUUUCAUCUCCAAUGUGAGCUUCUUCCAGCGUUAUGGAUCGAAUAUAUACGGGUUAACAGGUACUCUUGGAGAGCAAUCUACCCGGGACUUUCUGGAUACGAUGUACGGCGCGGAUAUGAUUGUAAUACCACCCUACAAACAAACAGUUAUCGAUAACAACCAACACUCAGUCUAUCGCUGCAAGGAACUUGCUCCACUAGUCUUCCGAGAUCAGAAGAGCUGGUAUGAAAGUGUGGUAGAAAACGCUCUAUAUCAUGCGCGGAAUGAUCGAGGGGUUCUUGUCAUCUGCAAGUUCAUCAGCCAAGCACGGGAUCUAUUCGCUGUGCUUGAAAAACAUCAUGACCGGAGAAAAAUAUUCUUAUACACAGGAGAGAGCACGACAGAGUUCAGCAAGAACUCGAUCACGUCUGGCGAAAUAAUACUGGCUACAAAUAUUGCCGGCCGUGGAACAGAUCUUAAGACUACGGCACAAGUAGAGAAACAUGGAGGAAUGUGCGUGUUGGUUACUUUUCUUCCGGAAAGCUACCGUGUAGAAAUGCAAAACGUUGGACGCACGGCGCGCGAGGGAAAACGUGGUAUGGCCCAACUGAUCAUCCGUGAUAGUGACAACACUCCGAUGGAAGUAAUGAAAGCUCUCCGCCAGGCGCACGAGAUACAGGCCAAUGCUAAAGCAAUAGAGGACGCUAGAGGUAUGUUGAUUCAGGACGCAUUGUUCCAGAGAUUCUGCCAAUUGGAGAACCGCUUUCUGCCAAGCUUCGAAGAGGCACGGAAGGUUCAACAGUGGAAUUUUUUGAAGACCAGUUGGGGAUACUAUUCAGCGGAUCAGCUGGAUCCGAAGAAAGUAGCGGAGAAAUCUUCGGAAUGGGCCGAGAAGUCCAGGGUGGAUUUUGUGAACAAAGCGUUAGCGACUUUAACAGCGGAACAGCGUACGACAAUGACUGAAGCGGAUCACAAAGAGUUACGCGAGCAGUCGGAUAAACAAGUGCUUAAACUGAAACCAGAUUUCGAACGUCGUUAUCGACAAAACGUGGUGGAACAGUUUUGUUCCAAACAAUCCAUCAAUUUUCCCAGUGAGCUAUUGGAUUGUUUCAAGAAAGGUAAAUCAUAUGAACCUAAAUAUGGUGAAACAGCCGCACAAUUCAAGUGGACACCUCACGAGCGAAAAGGGGCAGAGGAAUCAUGGGGUCUAUGGCUCAAAAGUGAAGAUCUGCGAAAGAACGACGUCACUUUGGAAGGUGCGUUGGAUAGUUUCGAGCAAAGCUUUGAGCGUGAUUUCGAAAUGCGAGCUAAUAGUGACGAUUUAAUACGCAACCCGUUCUACUAUGUACUCAAAGGCAAUGACUACCUGGUCGCCAAAAAUAUCCCAGAAGCCUUAGCCUGCUUUAACCGGGCGAUUGAACUUGAUCCGAUUUUCUCGGUCAAUGCUCGCUACAAUAAAGCUCAAGCCCUGCUAUCGAAUGCCACCAAUAAAGGGCACAAACAAGCUGAAGCAUUGCGGGAAUUGAGAAAAGCCAAAGAUCUAAUAACCAUCGUCUACCGACCGAGUCUGCUCACGUUUAACACCUUGAUCGCACAACAUGCGUGCUCAAUGUACACUUCACAGCAUGUACAGCAUCAACUCGAUAUACUCAGCCAGCAGGAGGAUUUCAUAGACGGUGCAGUGGAAGUAAUAGAACAGGCUUCAAAGAACGAAAACAACGUAAAGAUUACCGUAAAGAGUUUCACGGAGAUUUUGAGCGAAGCGAAGGAGGAUCACGAGAGGGCUAUCCGGGAGGCAUCUUCCAAUGGUUUGAGGUGUUUGUUCACCGUCGAGGAGAAGCUUCCGCGACCAUGGAAAAGCAUUAUUGCGGUGGCCUUGAUUGGGAUCGCACAGAUCGGAGCAGGGUGUCUGAUCGUUGCUUGUACGGGUGGUACGCUGGGUAGUGGACUUAUCACGGAGGGAGUGUCCGAUAUGAUUUCAUCGAUUCGUUCUGCGAUCACUGGUACAUUCAGUUGGGCUGCUUGGGCAGCUCAAAAGGUUAUCAGUUUGGCCGUAUCGAUCAUCUGCGCUGGAUUUAGCGGCAUUAAGACUGGCAUGAAGGCGGUGAAAAAUACGGCGACAGACUUGGUAGGCCGAACGGCUGUUGGGACGGCCCAGAAUGGAAUUCAGCUGGCCGCUAAGGAGGUUGGAUUAGCAAUCGGCAAGGGCAUUGUUAGAGAGUGUCUUACCGAAGCAAGUAAGUACUGUACGGAUCAUCUUUUUAUGCGAAAGUUGGAAGACGAAAUAAGGCAGCGAGUUGGCGACACCCUCACGAAAGCAUUUUUGGCGAAUCCGCUUGUGGUGAGGGCACUGGAAGAAGACGAACAGAGCAAUUCAAACUACUGGAAGCAAAAGUUCAUUAAGGAGGGGCUCAAGUUACUGCAGGAUAAACAAAUAAACGAAUGCAUGAAAAUAAUUAAGGAAAUCACGAAAGGAGUUGCUUCGCAAAAGAUUCCCUUCGCAGGCGAUGUAAUGGCUGUAGCGGGGGUACUGAAAAUGUUGGAAAAACUUAUGUUUUAUACAAACAAGUUCAUUGCGAAGUUCAACGCAAUAGUAUCUGGUCACGAAAAGAAGAUAACCGCAUCUCAAAAGGAUUCGAUCGAGCAAUCAGAGAUAGAGACAUCUUCAAUUUCGACAUCACGACAUCGAACAACAGCGCAGCAGGAUAUAAUCUCCGACGCACCGAACAUUGACAUCGAAGACGCGGACAUUGAUUUACACAAGGUAACGGACGACACAACCUACAAUACCAAAGUUUCUAGCGAAGCAAAACCCUUGCUACGCUCGCAUUACGUAGAAGCCUCAACCGCCGAAUCACUCGCGAAUGUAUUCAAACUUCAGAUUACGGGUAACUUAAGCGCUACCAUUCGAGAUAAUCUAGUCAAUCCGGUGCUCAAUAAGGUUAGUGCGCAUGUAACGAGUGGGUUGUUCGCGAGCGCAGAAGCGUCAGUCGCCACACUGCGAAAAGAAAUCAAGACCGAAAGAGACCUUCGCAGUGAAGCAAAUGACUUUGCAAAUGCGAAACCAAGUGCACGGAAGACGAAAGAGACUUCGUCGAAGAAAACGGAGUUAGGUCAUCAUUCGAAACGGGCGAUUGAGGAAAUCUCCCAGGAAGGUCAUCUGCACGACACAUCGAGUCUGGCAUUGGCAGCCUCCGAGCUAGGAGCUCCUGUUCAUGUUUACGACGAACAGGGCAACCUGAAGUACGUGGUUGGCGAUAAACUUCCCGGAAAGCCAAUAACAAUCAAACACUUCCCACCGUCAGAUGAACAUCCAUUGGGGCACUUCGCCCCAAACAACUCCAAAGUCCAAGUGAAGCCUACAGGUAAAAAUACCUGUGCUUUGGACUCCGUCAUAGCUCAACUCAGCCUGGAGCAGAAAGAUUCUCUCAAGUUGCACAAUGCGAAUGAUCUGCGCGAGCGGAUCAUUGAAAACAUCAGAAACAAUCCGAAGCAAGCCGAGAGAACCUUUGAGCAGCAAGCUGCUCUCAGGUCGAUUGCCAGUAACCGAAUUCUCCAGGGUGGUGCCAUAAAGCAGGUGGAAAAAGGGAACCGUGAAAAGAAGAGAGAGCAGAAGAGUAUCCGCAAACUGAAAUUCAACGAUCCGCAGAUACAGGAAGAAGUGCGCGGAGUGCUUGGGGACGAUAUAGAGCCGGAUUCAUCAACGAUGAAUGAAGCGGAUCGGAAGGAUUACCAAAUUCACCACUUGGUUCACCAGAAAUUCAAAAACCACGAGGUUGUAAAAAAGGCUGACGUUGACAUUGUGAAUCAUCCGUUGAACAAAAUAGAACUACCACGAACUGUAGCCGAGAAGGAGCUAUACGGAACUAACAGAUCCAAACAUGCGGGUCGGCAUUCGAACUAUGUAUCGAAGGCCAUACAAGAUAAACUGGAUCAAGUUGCGUAUCAAGGUGACCGAGAAGGAUGGUCAAGAAGUCAAUACAAAGAGGCUGUUUAUAAAAUUAUAUACAAUGAACGAAAACAUGUGCGAGUAGGGAAAGAUUUGUAUGAAAAUCCUGAUAGAAAAACGCGACAGAGAGGCAAGAAUGAAGAACCGAGAGAGGAAUAAGAUAUGCUUUGGGAUGUGUGCUUUUGAUAUCAACAGAUUUCAACUUUUAGUAUUACAAUGUCAUUCUUCGACGUGAAUAUAGUUAAUAUUAUGAUUAUUCCUACGAAACAUUGACGAACUUUGGGGAGAUUUUGGAUGCUUGAACAAAUGUUAUAUAAAACUCAGAAUCGAUUUAUACUUGAUAUUUUGACAGCGAUAUGAUGAAACAUAAAAGAAAAUUUUAUCCGAAUUCAACUAUAUUUUUUUAUUAAUAUACACGUCCUGAACUGGUAGCUCUGAUCAUUGAUGGGAAUGGUGGGUACUUCGGCUGAAGGAGGCUUCGAUGGUGAUACCUCAGGAAUCGGGAUAAUCUGGCACUGUGGUUUGUGGAAGACUUAGGAAAGCUUCUAAUCACACAUAGAAUUAUUCGCGAUUUUGCACGGGUAAAUAUUGGAUUCGGAAUUAACGAUGUUAAACACUCGAAAUGUUGGAGCUGUGUUCAAUAAAUUCCUAAUUUGUGUUGACGGUAUUGACGGCGUUUCUUCCAAUUAGUGAGGCAAACAUGGUGAAGGCUUUUCCUGUGGAAUUAACAAUCUUUCAACACUACAAUUAUGAAUGAAAAUUAUUUUUUCUGUGUGAAAUAUGUGUUUUAUUUGAUAGAUUAGCUGUUUUUAUGCCAAUCUUGAACAAAUAUUGUAUGUAUACUUUUUGACGGUAACUUUAAUAUUUUCGUCUACGUUGUGGUCGUAUGCAGAUUCCAGCUAAAGUUACCGAGGCCUUUUACAUUUCCUUCCACGAAACCUUGGUCCUUAUUCCUUUUCCCGUCUACUCUCCUCUCUCAAUCCUUCCUUCCUCUCUCCAUUAAUCCUCUAUCCCAUUCCUUCCUCUCUCUCCCUCUUCCGGAAUACCAUUAGUUCAUCAUGGUUUGUCCGCCGAUUUUAUUGAAGGGGGCUGACGAUCGUUACACUUUACAAAUUUUGGUUAGUACAUUUAUAAACUACGGUUAGUUAAUACAAUAUACAUUUCAUACAAAAAAAUUAACGUUAACAACAAUAUUAUUCAGGAACCAGUUAAGAAAAAACAAAACAAAUAAUUUAUUUAAAUUCUAUUUUUUUAACUAUCAUAAUUAAUGAAACAAAAAUUGGACUGUCCUUCAUGUUGCGUCAAAGGUCGGCAACAGGCUGAAAAGUGUCGGGAUUUGUCAAUAGAUGGCGCCACCAAAAAUGAACAAGAUUCAUUUCGAGAGGUUCAUCUAUCACUAGCUUAUGUGUGAAGUAUCAUGACAUUUUGUUUAUUUGUUCACAAACUACAGAUGUUUAAGUGUCACUACCUGAGCGUUCGUAUAGAAAAUGGAAAAGAGGAAUAUCGUAUUUUGAUCAAACAUUGUUGGGAACAUCUGAAUAAUCAAUGCAGUGGUUGACAAAAUGUUAUUCCACUCCUGCUCCUUCGAGAACAACAGUUCAUCGGUGGCUUAGUGAAUUUUAAAUGGGCCGUACAAGCACCGCAGAUGCUCCAUGUUCUGGAAGGCCAAAAGAGGCUACGAAUCCAGAAAUUGUAAAACAAGCAUCGACUCGUUUUGAACGAUCGUAAAGUGAAGUUACACGAGUUAGCUGAGACCGUUGGCAUUUCAAAAGAACGAGUGGGAUACAUUUUACACAACAUUUUGGACAUGAAAAAGCUAUCCGCGCGAUGAGUGCCGCGUUUGCUGACCGUCGACCAAAAAUAGCAACGCGUUGAUGAUUCAACAGCCGGUUUGGCGUUGUUGAAACGUAAUCGAGUGGACUUCAUUCGACGUUUUGUGACAAUAGAUGAAACGUGGAUUUAUUACAACACUCGUACAGAAGGGAAAAAAACAAUUACAGGAGCGUAUUAUGCAGUGUUACUGGACAAACUGAUCGACGAAAUAAAGAAAAAAACGGCCCCAUAUGGCGAAGAAAAAAGUUCUGUUCCAUCACGACAACCCACCUACGUCCUUAAAAGCGAUGGCCAAGUUGGUCUAAUUACGAUUCCAAUUGGUUGCUCAUCCGCCAUAUUCUCCAGACUUGGCUCCCAGUCACUGCUAUAUGUUCCCAAACCUCAAGCGGUAGCUCC